CUUACCCUUAUUAUAACUCUUUCUUAUUAACUCCAACUCCUCUUUGGAAUCUCUCUCUUCUCUCUCUCUCUCUCUCUCCCAAAUUUCUCUAUAUAUAUAGGGCCAAAAUAUUACCAAGUUUUAGUACUACUGUUGGGAUUCAUAUAUAGCUAGGCUGUCUUCAAAGCAAGUAGUAGAGGAAAAAGAGAGAAUAAAAAGCUAGCUUUUGCUUUCUACUCAUCUCUAUAUUGCAAUUUGAAAGAAGAGAGAGUUUUCUAUUUUAUUUAUAUAUAUAUAUAAUUUUCUUUCUUUUCAAUAAUUUCCUUGCUUUUAUCUUUCUUCUUCUUUGGUUUUGGUGGUAUAUAUAAAGGAGAGAAUUAGUCUGUGCUUACUUGAUUGCUUCUGCUGAGAAAUUGAAAAAGAGAGAAAAGGAAGAGAAAAAUCAUACAAAACAAAAAACAUGUCGAGCUGCAGCGUUGAUGUUGCGCCUGAGCAACUCUGCUACAUCCCCUGCAACUUUUGCAAUAUCGUUCUCGCGGUGAGUGUUCCAUGCAGCAGCCUGUUCGACAUAGUGACCGUCCGAUGCGGGCACUGCACCAAUCUAUGGUCCGUGAAUAUGGCCGCUGCGUUUCAGUCACUGUCCUGGCAACAAGACCAUCAUGUCCAGGCACAAAAUUACAACUACAAUAAUGGUGCUCCAGAUUAUCGGAUUGACUCGGGGUCUUCAUCCAGAUGCAACAUUAACACUAGGCUUGCUAUGAGGGCUCCCACUACUACUAACAUCACUGAAGAGAGGGUUGUCAAUCGACCUCCCGAGAAGAGGCAGCGAGUCCCGUCUGCAUAUAACCAGUUUAUAAAGGAGGAGAUUCAAAGAAUCAAGGCUAAUAAUCCAGAUAUCAGCCAUAGGGAAGCUUUUAGCACUGCUGCUAAAAAUUGGGCACAUUUUCCCCAUAUCCAUUUUGGACUGAUGUUGAAGACCAACAAUCAGACUAAGCUGGACAAUGGAUCUGAGAAGCAUCUUAUGCCAUCAAGGGCUGCGCUCCUAAAUAAAUGAAGCUAUAUAUUAGCUAGCUAGCUAGGAGUGCAUGGUCGAUGGUGGUGACCUCACAUCAGUAUAAUAGCUGGAGUGUUGAGUAAAAUCCAAGUUCUUUGAGUGCGCGUGAUGAAUUGCCUUAUUAAUUAUAUAUAAUCGCGGUUUCUAUAUAUGUGUUUGUUUGUUGUAAGGAGAAAUAUAUAUAAUUAAGAACUAUAAUCUAUAAUGUACGUGUUUCUGCUAUAGUUUACUUAGCAGGAUUAUAUAUGUUUAUCUCCAUGACUCGAAAUAUUUAAAGCUUUAUCUAAUUUUCUCUAGUCGUCUUCCUCAGUGGUGCAUGCUAUAUAUAUAUAUAUAUAUAUAGCAUAGUUCCACACUGAAGAUAAUGACAGUGUAAUAAAUUCUGUGUUUGUUAAUUAUUUGUUCAUUGGAUCA
Humulus lupulus (European hop) is the source of this 1447-nucleotide messenger RNA. RefSeq names its product axial regulator YABBY 5. Gene Ontology annotation, cellular component: nucleus. Gene Ontology annotation, biological process: abaxial cell fate specification; multicellular organism development; cell fate commitment. Lineage: Eukaryota; Viridiplantae; Streptophyta; Magnoliopsida; Rosales; Cannabaceae. Bases 440 to 1033 code for a protein of 197 amino acids. The transcript is spliced from 7 exons. The record is from RefSeq and is a predicted model, not a curated record.